Molecule: messenger RNA, 1760 nt
Organism: Impatiens glandulifera
Lineage: Eukaryota; Viridiplantae; Streptophyta; Magnoliopsida; Ericales; Balsaminaceae
Product: calmodulin-binding protein 60 A-like
Exons: 7
Coding region: 39-1394 (451 amino acids)
Biological process (GO): regulation of salicylic acid biosynthetic process
Cellular component (GO): nucleus
Molecular function (GO): sequence-specific DNA binding; calmodulin binding; DNA-binding transcription factor activity
Source: RefSeq, a predicted model, not a curated record
AUCUAAAAAAGGCCCUUAAAACUAGGAGAGAAAGAAUUAUGUCGAAUAUUCGCCGGUUAGGGCUAGAAGACGACAACGGUGGAUUCUCUCCAAACAAUGAUCGUUCUUUGGAAGAACAGUUAUCUACAAUACUCUCUCCAUCGCAAAAGGCGGCGUUGGAAUUGCUAGUGAUCCGUACUUAUAGGAAUCAGAUUGAACCGGAGAUUGAAGCUUUGAUCCGAAGAAUUGUGAGAGAUUAUGUCAGCUCUUUCCUUGUGGACAUACAAACGAGGAUUCCUGCCAAUGUAAUGAAUCCCUCCCAUUGUCGAACCUUGCUACUUCGUUUCAUGAACAAACUUCCUAAACAAGUAUGGACGGGGUCAAAAGUCGAGGGAGAAGAUGGAAAUUGCAUUAAAGUCGCAUUGGUUGAUGAAGUGACAGGGGAAAUUGUCAAGUCUGGUCCUGGGGCUUCAGCACGCACACGAAUAAUGAUGAUUGAUGGCAAUUAUACGGGUGAGAAUGAUUUGAAUGAAAAGAUCAAUGAGGCAAACAAAAGAACAGAGCUACGUCUUAAAGGAGAUGCAUUCUUAUCUCUCAAGGAAGGGAUUGGCUGCAUCGAUAAUCUCCAUUUUGUGCAUGAGAGAACAUGGUUUAACAAAGGCACGUUUGUUUUUGUGGCUACACUAGUGGAUAAUAUUGAUGCGAUUAAGGUGAAAGCAGCUGUAAUGGAACCGUUCACCAUCAAGGAUCAUCGCAACUCAUUGUAUAAGAAGAAAGAAAUACCAUCUUUAGAUGACUUUAUUUGGAGGCUAAAAAAAAUUAGUAGAGGAAGCCCUGUUUACAAGUUCUUGGAGAAAAGUAAUAUAACAACACUUCUCACUUUUCUGAGAGAAUUGAACUUGAACCCUGAAAGGCUUCAACAAAUCGUUGGCGCUCACAUGACUGAUAAAGCGUUUAAAGCAACAGUAAGCCAUGCUGAGAAGUGUGAGUUCGAUAGGGAAAAGUUUUACAAAUGCAAUGAUGUAGUCUUCAAUAUUGUUGGAGAAAUCGUGGGUGGUUAUUUCAAAGGUGACUUUCUUCGUUUUGAUGAAUUUAAUGACCAUAACAAGGUUAUUGCUCGAAAUACUGUGUUGUAUGCGUUUGAACAUGGGAAUUAUUUUCGUCAUACAAUUAAUAGCAACACUGUUUCCAAUCAGAUGAUCUCAUCUGUUAAUCCCCAGAUUGGAGAUAUACCGGGUCCAUCCUCUGUUACAGAUUUUGAUUUAGAGAGUAUCUUUUUCCAUAUUGAUACGAUUUCAAGAAUUGCUCAGGAAAGAUGGAAAAAUUUGUAUAGACUGUUCAGGAGGAGAAAUGUUGUUGUUUCAGAGUUCGGUAAUGAUAAUAAUAAUGCGCAGAAAAGGCAAAGGAUCUGCUAAUGAUUUGGUCUGGCUCAUUUUCAGGCCUUGUUUAGAGCUGAUUAUGACCAAAACCCUCAAUAAAGAGUGUAAAGAUUAGAGACAGAAGAGUGUUCUUCGGCUAACGACUUUACGACUCUUUAAGUAGGAUUUUGAUUAGACUGGAUUCGAAACAAGACCCCUUAGUGUAUUAUAAGAUUCUUGUAUGCUCGUAGCCUCCUCAAUGGCUAUAUAUGUUAGUGCUAAUCGACGCCAGAUGGCUAUAUUAGUGCUAAUCUAUGUUAGCUAAAUAGGCUAAUUGUUUCUUUCCCAUUCAUUGCAAAUAUUUGAUAGUGUGGUUUGUUGUUGUAUAAUAGUUAAUAUAAAUUUGGCCAUUUUUGUUUUUGA